UUAUCUUUUGAAUAUCCAAACUUAGGAGCAAGUACGAAUGCAUCUGAAGUUAUUUGGAGGUUUAAGGAAUCUUUCUGUUUUAGGAAGAACUUAUACACAUGGUAAAAAAGAAACGCCCUUGAUGCCAAAUGUGGUAAAGACAAAAAGGAAUAUACAAGAGGCUAUUUGCGAUGGCUUGGGUAUUGCUAUUGGUCAUAAAAAGCCAUACGCAGUGAUACUUUCAGAAGAAGCAAAUUGUAAUGAAAUUAUAACGUUGUGUACUGAAACAACAAAGGACAACAAUGAUAUCAAAAGACCGUUAGUUCUACGUAAAAAAGGAAUUACUGUACACACAGAAUUAACUGGUUCUGAUGCUGGGUGUGUUAUUCAAACUUUCAAGAUGUUAAAAUGUGAAGCUGAAAAAAUAUCUAAAUAUGAAAAACUUACCAUCAUAAAACCGAUUAAAGAAAUGUAUAACUACCAAAGUCAAAAGGAAUCUCAGCAUCAUAUACAUAUAUCUGGUGUAAAGGUUGUAAUUCCAAGAGGACCUUAUCAGGCUAAAGGUUUACUGUUGUCUUGCAUAAGAGUAAAUGCACCUUGUGUGUUCUUGCAGCCUAACAAUGACGACGAUAAGGAAGAAGUGAACGAUGCUGAUUACACAAUACCGUUAGGAAUUGCAGAAAUUGUGUUAGAAGGUGAAGCCGUAACACUGAUAGGUUAUGGACCUCAAAUACAUGUGUUAGAAAAGGUAGCAACUAUGGCAAAAGAACAGUUAAAAGUACAAUGUGAAGUAAUUGAUUUGAAAACGUUAAUACCAUGGGACAAGAAAACUGUAAUGCAAUCGGUCAGGAAAACACAAAUGUGCAUGCUAGUUGAAGAGAUGGAACUCAUUAAAGGAUUAUCAUUGGACAUAGAACAAACUAUUCAGGAUGAACAUCUUAAAGUUCAAAAAGUUUGUGGAACAAUUUGUAAAGACAAGCAAUGUUUGCUUUCAAUAGUUGAGCACUUAAUAAAGAACAGUUAAGAUAUGAUGAAAACAUAAAUGUCUUUGAAGAGUGAAACUUAUUUUUUCACGGAAGAAUUGUAUUAACAUAAUUACUCAUUAAUAUUUAAGAAAGUAAAUGACAAUCGUGUAAGCUUAAAACAGUAUAGAAAUAAUUGACGUUACACAAUUAACAUGCAUUAUAGAUUCACGUGUAUUUAUUAUGUUUGCACUGACAUUGAAUUGAUAUUUCCUAAAUAGGUUAAUAGCGAUAAGUAAUUGAUUGUAUUAAUUAAUUUUUACCAUGCUUAUAAUGUCGACAAAAAAGAUGAACCAGAAAACCUAACUACAUGUACAGGUUAAAUAAAAAAAGGGUGGUGUUCGCAAAACUGUAAAAUCAAACUUUCAGCCCUAUCAGCCACUUCAAAACACAUGUCAUAUUACUGUCUUUGUACAGGCAUUUUCGAUAUACUUAUGACCACAGUACCUUGAUGAAAUUACCCUUUACUUUGAAAAGGUGGUAUGCAGUUAUGUCUAUCUAUUCAUACUUCUGACUUGGUACAGCUAUUUUUUCUAGAGAUUUUUUAUACGGUAUAAUCUAAAUUGGUAGUAUAAAGAUAAAUGUAUUUUACUACGAUACAUGAAUAUAUAUGACUGGUUUAUUUUGAUUGAAUUCAAUUAGUAGUUCAAUCAUUAUCACAUACGAACUGAAAACAUAAAGGAACGACACAAUUUAUGUCAUAAAGGUGAAUUAUUUAAGUUUUAAUGUGUCUUGUCUGUGCUUUAUUAAUGAUGAAUGAUGUUUGAAACUUUAAAAGUGUUAAUCGUUUAACAAAAACAUAAUGUACUUCAAAACACGUAGCAAUUUUAAAAAUUAAACACAAUGCAUGACUAUUGAAUAGCAACUACAUAUUGUAAAGGUAGAACACGUGUUAUCCUAAAUCAUUUUCGGUAAUGACACCUUACAAGGAAAAUAAUUUAAACAGAACUGAUUACAGGGUUUCUAUAAUGAUAAGGGAGAAAAAGCGCACACAAAUAUAUAAUUGCAACAAAGCAGUUUGCAUGAUCUUAUUAAUUACUUGAUGGUUGUAAUAACAUAGAAUAUAUGUUUACAUACAGAAAAAUCAAGUUUUCCUCAUGAUCCCUGUUAGCAAUUAUAUAAAAGACACAAAAUACUGCAUGUUUUUCUUAGAUAAAAGAAAAACAAAGAAUAUGGAUUAUUGAAUUUCUAUAUUUAUUGUGAAUAUGAUUGUAUAUGUUAAAUGAACUCAAAACAGUCUUAUAAUACAAUUAUAUACUGUUUAUUCACAUUGUAGACUUGUAAAGUUUUAAUAUUUCUUAGUCGCAUAUUAACAGUUACAUUGUCAUUAAUUCAAUUCCAUUUCUAUUGUAACAAUGUAUGUAUGCACUGUAAUUUUACCACCAAAAUGGUUAAUAAAAGAUAUAAAAUGAUUACUGAAAUGCUUUAAUCGUGUGCAGAGGAAUAGAUAUUUGAAUGUAGUACACAAGAUAAUAUCCCUCUGACGUACUAAACAGAUAUAAGCUUUG
Molecule: messenger RNA, 2509 nt
Organism: Mytilus californianus (California mussel)
Lineage: Eukaryota; Metazoa; Mollusca; Bivalvia; Mytilida; Mytilidae
Product: 2-oxoisovalerate dehydrogenase subunit beta, mitochondrial-like
Exons: 9
Coding region: 38-1003 (321 amino acids)
Biological process (GO): branched-chain amino acid catabolic process; response to nutrient
Molecular function (GO): catalytic activity
Source: RefSeq, a predicted model, not a curated record